Molecule: messenger RNA, 1010 nt
Organism: Toxoplasma gondii ME49
Lineage: Eukaryota; Apicomplexa; Conoidasida; Eucoccidiorida; Sarcocystidae
Exons: 2
Coding region: 21-623 (200 amino acids)
Source: RefSeq, a predicted model, not a curated record
CAAAAACCGGCUCCCGAUUCAUGAAGAGAAAAUGUCAAAAGCGCUUCUCAGUGGUGUCGUGGAAGGCGGCUACAAGAAAGUACGCAGUUUGUGUUUCGUGCCACUCAGAGAUUUGGCUCUCAGGAUUAUUUACAGAGCACAUCCCUUUUUGGAAGGAGAUCGACAAAGGAAGGCAAACUUCGAAGGUUAACGCAAUGGCGACGAACAAGAAGUACGCCGGCAGUCGAGGACACCAGCACAACUCGACGUGCUCCGCAGCGAUUUCAAGACAAGCCCAAGCAGCCGCUGCUGCUGCCCGCCAAGCAGCCGAAUCUGCUGAAUACUCUGUAAAAGCGUUUUUGAAUGACCAAGCCAGAUUUCGGGUUCGCGCAGGCCUAACCGCGACCGCUUACUCGUUAUCUGGACGUUCACCUUCUUCACAGGCUUACGCUUGCCCCCCGUAUCUGGCCAACAACGGGAGACUGGGAACACGUUCCACGGAAGACACCGACACCACGGUUUCCACCACCGGUGACAGCAGGAAAAGCACCGGGCUGUCUGAAGCGGAAACUACAGCUGAGAUUUUCUUCACGAGUUUCAACCAAGGAUCCCCGUUUAUUCCGCGUACGGGGAUGCAAUAUUGAUGCACAGCUGAUGCAGCUCAUGAGGCAAGUGUGACGUUUGGUUUCCAGUCUCAGCAUCCAGUUAAAUUCCGAUGAGAGCUUUUUCUCGCGACCAUACGUUUCCAAGCAGCUUCGAAAGCCACAUUCAGCUACGCAGUGAUGUUCCAGACUUCGGAUGUGCCCCUUCAGUGCUUCGCUUUCUCUCUUUCGUGGGAUUACCGUCCACAAGGUUCUCCGCGGAACCCGAAUGUGGUACAGUGUGCCUGCUGGGGCACGCAAGAUGACCACAAGAGAAGUUUCGUUGACUUCUGUGCAAUCUUGGCACCUCCCAGGAAAGCGCGUCUCUCUGUUCUAUUGGACAGCAGGACAGAACGGCGUAGCCUGACAAAGCAGCUUGUUGUGCAGCCA